AUGAUCCCCACCAUAGACGAGGGUCUGAUGGACGAGGACACUUACCGUCUGAUUGUCCUCGUCUGUCUUGUCAUCAGCGUCAUCAUCAGCCCUCUUGGCAUCAUCUUCAACAUCAUCAACAUCGUCGUUUUCUGUAAACUUGGCUUUAAAGAGAGCACCAACAUUAUCCUGGUCAGUUUGGCUGUGACGGACAUGUGCAUGUUGCUGACCAUUCUUGGCAUGACCCUCAGCACAGACCUGGUUGUGACGUCAGAUCGAGAUAUUCUCGACGCCAUCACUCUCAUUAUUCUAGGUUGGCCCAACGUUUUAACAACCAAAAUAGCGGGUUGUCUGACAACCUACCUGACCUUUGAAAGGUUUCUGUGUGUGGUCCUACCGCUGAGAGUCAAGACAAUCUUACAGAAGAAAACGGCCUUGACAUUUAUCAUAGCGCUGUGUCUAUUCUCGAUGGCCUACUCGGUUCCCAUGUAUCUGGCCAACAGCAUCGGUCUGAGGUUCAACCCCAUGUCAAACCAAACCUCUGUUGGACUUAUCGUGGCGGAGAACAGCGACGUCCUGGAGGGGUUCGAGCUCAUGGUAAGCCGUUGUGCUAGCAACAUUGUACCGGUGCUCAUUGUGUAA
This is a messenger RNA of Physella acuta, 621 nucleotides long. RefSeq lists its product as uncharacterized. Gene Ontology annotation, molecular function: G protein-coupled receptor activity. The record is from RefSeq and is a predicted model, not a curated record. Gene Ontology annotation, cellular component: membrane. Lineage: Eukaryota; Metazoa; Mollusca; Gastropoda; Physidae. Gene Ontology annotation, biological process: G protein-coupled receptor signaling pathway.